GCCACCAUCCUUUGCGGCGGCGUACGGCGGCUUUUUGUUUGAAGCGGAUAUGGAGUACGUCAACCCUGAAGGUCUCCGGUUAGAUGGUCGCCGCCCCAUGGAGAUGAGGCAGCUUCGUGCAGAAAUAGGCGUAAUUUCAAAAGCUGAUGGCUCGGCUGUUUUUGAAAUGGGGAACACUAAAGUCAUUGCCGCCGUUUAUGGUCCCAGAGAGGUCCAAAAUAGGAGUCAACAACUUAACGAUCAGGCAUUGGUGCGCUGUGAGUAUAGCAUGGCAAAUUUCAGUACCGGAGAUCGCAUGAGGAAACCGAAGGGGGACAGGAGAUCCACAGAGAUAUCGUUAGUCAUUCGUCAGACAAUGGAAGCAUGCAUAUUGACACACCUAAUGCCUCGUUCUCAGAUUGACAUUUUUGUCCAAGUACUCCAAGCAGAUGGAGGAACAAGAUCGGCAUGCAUAAAUGCAGCAACGUUGGCUCUUGCCGAUGCUGGUAUUCCAAUGCGUGAUCUUGUAACCUCAUGCAGUUCUGGAUUUCUUAAUGGGACCCCUCUGCUUGACUUGAAUUAUUUGGAAGAUAGUGCUGGUGGAGCGGAUGUUACUGUUGGAAUUCUGCCGAAGCUGGAUAAAGUUACCCUCCUUCAGAUGGACGCUAAAUUACAAAUGGAUACUUUUGAAAACGUCAUGCAGCUAGCAAUUGAAGGCUGCAAAGCAGUGGCAAGUUACAUUCGAGAGAUACUAUUGGAGAACACGAAGCAGUUGGAGUCUCGCAGGGGUAUAUGAUUUGCUAUCUUGGUAGAGGAGUUCUUUUUUUAAAAUACAAGUUCGAAUACAGCUCUUGAAAAACGAUAUGAUCAUCCUUUCUUUCCAUGAUUGAUACACUAUUUGUGCCAAUUUUGGUUUCGACUUAAAAUUUUAAAUUGUGAUUUGUUGUAUGUAUGUCAGAAAAUUGAGCUUUGAAAUUUAGUUAUUACAAGGAAUUUAGUUAUUACUCUCA
Messenger RNA from Erythranthe guttata (spotted monkey flower), 989 nucleotides. It is a transcript of the gene RRP41, whose product is annotated as 3'-5'-exoribonuclease family protein. Gene Ontology annotation, cellular component: nuclear exosome (RNase complex); nucleolus; cytoplasmic exosome (RNase complex). Gene Ontology annotation, biological process: U4 snRNA 3'-end processing; nuclear mRNA surveillance; poly(A)-dependent snoRNA 3'-end processing. Lineage: Eukaryota; Viridiplantae; Streptophyta; Magnoliopsida; Lamiales; Phrymaceae. Gene Ontology annotation, molecular function: RNA binding. The record is from RefSeq and is a predicted model, not a curated record.